This is a messenger RNA of Zeugodacus cucurbitae (melon fly), 1599 nucleotides long. RefSeq names its product 39S ribosomal protein L37, mitochondrial (gene mRpL37). The record is from RefSeq and is a predicted model, not a curated record. Bases 306 to 1511 code for a protein of 401 amino acids. Gene Ontology annotation, cellular component: ribosome; mitochondrion. The transcript is spliced from 5 exons. Lineage: Eukaryota; Metazoa; Arthropoda; Insecta; Diptera; Tephritidae. Gene Ontology annotation, biological process: translation. Gene Ontology annotation, molecular function: structural constituent of ribosome.
GUUUAGAGUAACACAGCUGUAACAUGUUAGCUGAAAAAUACCCGUCUUGCAGGGUUAUAAGUGAUUACUCAGUCACAGCGAUAAAAUCACCGGUAGUGAAAUAUCGCUCAUCACUAUCUUAAAUUGGCAAUUAUUUGUUAAGGUAUCGAAUUGCGUUGAAAAUUCUAAUAAAAAGAUUAACGUGCUUUUAGUUAAUGACGGAACUGUAAUUAGGGCAAAUUAAUGGUUGGACAUUGAUUCUAAAAGGCUGCUUAAUUGAGUAAUACUACGUAACAAACUAUACAAGAAAGAUCGUCUAAAAAAAAAUGAGGUUAACUAACAAAUUGUGCGCCCAACAUCUAGGAUGGACUUUCAAGAAACAUUGGUUAGUUCAAGGAAAAAGGGUACCGCGUGAUACAGGUGCUGCGGCUGAAGUGAUAAAAAAUGGAACUUCCAUUCGAAAUGUUGAAGAUUUAUCAAAAUCGGAUGCAUAUGCUAAACAGGGAAGAAAUUAUAUUGGACAGGACAAAAACCACGAUUGGAACACAAAGUCGUGCCACUUAUUUGGAGACAAUAACGUCUUACUUAAAGGGAUUCAGCAAGCUCAACUGCUUACUAAAACUAUAGAAGUACCAAGUUUACCCGAAGGCAUUCAGGAUUCUUUAGAUAAAAUUCAAAUAUCUGGAUUGUUUGAGCGCAAUAUAAAAGGUGCAAUUCUAGCUUCAAAUAUAUUUUCAGCAGAUCAAGAAAAGCUACAUAAAAAGAAAGAUACUUUGCGUCCAGAAUAUAAUCUUCCCCGAGAAUAUGGUAUACCAAAAGAAAAAAAAAUUAUGGUAUUAGUUAAUAAACUGCUCACAGAAUGCGAGAAGAUUGCUGGUCACAACAUUAAUUCCGAACGUCGCAUAAUUGACCAAGUGAACUUUAAUUUUACUUUGCCUAGAAAUGAUGAUUUAUUACUAUUUAGGAUUAAUGCAGAGAAACUCAUUACUUCAAGACGUCCUCUUGCAUCAAUUCAGGGCAAAUUCGAUUCAGAAUUGCCAAAUUUAUAUCCUCUAAAAUGUACAAUAUCUAUGCCAAGGGAGCACCUAUACUCAAAUAAAACAAUAUGCCCAUUUAGCCAAAACUUAAAUUUUCAUCCACAUACAAUAAUUUUAAAUUUUGAUAAUGACAAGGUAGCAAACUUUCAUGACGUUCCAGUAAAGAUAUCACAAUUCCAAAGUCGUAAUAUGCUUAAAGCGUUUACAGUAGCUGCAGCACGAGCUAAACAGCUUUAUGGAGAAUCAGCCGUCGAUAAAUUGACAAGACCAAUUGUUGUGCAAAGUAUACAGACAGAUGGACGUACAUUUCACUUUGGCGUAUUUCAACUAAAUGAUUUACGUAUUGAUGCAUUAGAAGGACCUAAGAAUUAUUGGUUUCACUCAUGUAAUCAUGAUCUUUUCGAGAAAUGCGAAUAUGUUUCUGGAAUACCUAAAUUGAAGGGAUUUAACAAGGAAGUUUUACGAUAUAUAUAUGCAUUUUAUAUUAAUUCUUAAAAUCUUAAAGAUUUAUUAAGAAAAAGUCGGAAUCUAAUUCCAAUUAUAAUAAACUUUGUUUGAGAAAUAAAAAUGAGAGAAAAAUGAA